AUGUUCUCCACAAACCACACCAUAGUGACAGAAUUCAUUCUCUUGGGACUGACAGACGACCCAGUGCUAGAGAAGAUCCUGUUUGGGGUGUUCCUGGCGAUCUACCUAAUCACGCUGGCAGGCAACCUGUGCAUGAUCCUGCUGAUCGGGACCAAUUCCCACCUGCAAACACCCAUGUAUUUCUUCCUUGGCCACCUCUCCUUUGUAGACAUUUGCUAUUCUUCCAAUAUUACUGCAAAUAUGCUGCACAAUUUCCUCUCAGAACAGAAGACAAUCUCCUAUGCUGGAUGCUUCACACAGUGUCUUCUCUUCAUCGCCCUGGUGAUCACUGAGUUUUAUAUCCUUUCUUCAAUGGCAUUGGAUCGCUGUGUAGCCAUUUGCAGCCCUUUGCAUUACAGUUCCAGGAUGUCCAAGAACAUUUGCAUCUCUCUGGUCACUGUCCCUUACAUGUAUGGUUUCCUUAAUGGGCUCUCUCAGACACUGCUGACCUUUCACUUAUCCUUCUGUGGCUCCCUUGAAAUCAAUCAUUUCUACUGUGCUGAUCCUCCUCUUAUCAUGCUGGCCUGCUCUGACACCCAUGUCAAAAAGAUGGCAAUGUUUGUAGUUGCAGGCUUUAAUCUCUCAAGCUCUCUCUUCUUCAUUCUUCUGUCCUAUCUUUUCAUUCUUGCAGCGAUCUUGAGGAUCCGUUCUGCUGAAGGCAGGCACAAAGCCUUUUCUACAUGUGCUUCCCACCUGACAAUAGUCACUUUGUUUUAUGGAACCCUCUUCUGCAUGUAUGUAAGGUCUCCAUCAGAGAAGUCUGUAGAGGAGUCCAAAAUAAUCGCAGUCUUUUAUACUUUUUUGAGCCCAAUGCUGAACCCAUUGAUCUAUAGCCUACAGAACAGAGAUGUAAUCCUUGCCAUACAACAAAUGAUUAGGGGAAAAUCCUUUUGUAAAAUUGCAGUGUAG
Symphalangus syndactylus (siamang) is the source of this 948-nucleotide messenger RNA. Its product is annotated as olfactory receptor 5M10. The record is from RefSeq and is a predicted model, not a curated record. Gene Ontology annotation, biological process: G protein-coupled receptor signaling pathway. Gene Ontology annotation, molecular function: olfactory receptor activity; G protein-coupled receptor activity. NCBI's taxonomy places the organism in Eukaryota, Metazoa, Chordata, Mammalia, Primates, Hylobatidae. Gene Ontology annotation, cellular component: membrane.